Messenger RNA from Gavia stellata (red-throated loon), 1341 nucleotides. It is a transcript of the gene GJA10, whose product is annotated as gap junction protein alpha 10. Bases 1 to 1341 code for a protein of 446 amino acids. Gene Ontology annotation, cellular component: connexin complex. NCBI's taxonomy places the organism in Eukaryota, Metazoa, Chordata, Aves, Gaviiformes, Gaviidae. Gene Ontology annotation, biological process: cell communication. The record is from RefSeq and is a predicted model, not a curated record. The transcript has 2 exons.
AUGGGGGACUGGAACCUGUUGGGCAGCGUCCUUGAAGAAGUGCACAUCCACUCCACCAUAGUUGGCAAAAUCUGGCUCACAAUCCUGUUCAUAUUCCGGAUGCUGGUGCUGGGAGUGGCUGCUGAAGAUGUCUGGGAUGAUGAACAGUCCGAGUUCAUCUGCAACACGGAGCAACCUGGCUGCAGCAAUGUCUGUUAUGACAAAGCCUUCCCCAUCUCUUUGAUCAGAUACUGGGUACUGCAGAUCAUAUUUGUCUCUUCUCCAUCACUAGUUUACAUGGGCCAUGCGCUCUACAGAUUAAGGGCUCUCGAGAAAGAGCGACAGAAGAAGAAAGCCCACCUGCGGGCUCAGCUAGAAGACCUGGAGCCCAUGCCCGACGAACACAAGAGAGUGGAGAGGGAACUGCGUAAGCUGGAGGAACAGAAGAAAGUGAAUAAGGCACCCCUGCGAGGGUCCUUGCUGCGCACCUAUGUCCUACAUAUCCUGACCCGGUCGGUGGUCGAAGUGGGCUUUAUGAUAGGUCAGUAUCUUUUAUAUGGGUUUCACAUGUCCCCCCUUUACAAAUGCACUCGCCUCCCUUGCCCUAACACGGUGGAUUGUUUUGUGUCCCGACCCACAGAGAAGACCAUCUUUAUGGUUUUCAUGAACAGCAUCGCCGCGGUCUCCCUGUUCCUCAACAUCCUAGAAAUUGCCCACCUGGGCCUCAAGAAGAUCCAGAAGAGCCUCUACGGGGGGCCGCGGUGGCCGGCAGGCCCCGCCGAGGAGGAGACCAGCCUCUACAACUCCAAGAAGAGCUCCGUGGCGGCGGCGGCGGCGGCGGGCGCAUCCCGCCGGGCGCUCCGCAAGCACAGCCGGGUGAGCAUCUGCCGCGACCUGGAGGAGGAGCGCGGCGACUCCCCGGACAGCGGGCACUGCCCGGGCACCCGCAAGUCCAGCUUCCUCUCCCGCGUCCUCACCGGGAGCCGGGCGAACAGCGACAGCGAGAGCGCCGCCUCCCGCGGCGGCUCCGGCCCCGGCUCCGGCUCCGGCUCCGGCUCGGAGGGGAAGCGCCGCGAGGAGGGCAGCCCGCCCAGCAGCCCGCCGCCCGCCGCCGCCAUGGGACGCCGCGUGUCGAUGGCAAGUAGCGACCCGCGGCCCCUGGGGCAGCCCGCGGGCGGGGGGUCCAGGCGGGGCGGGCUCCCCCGGCUGCCUGUCCCGGCCCCGGGGAGGAGCGGGCGAGCCAGGUGGCAGGAAGACUUAGGCAGGACUUCCGACACAGCCCUAACGCCUCUCCUCGCAUACUCCCCGACCAAGCCGAGCUCCUGCUCGGGUGGAUCCUGCGUGGAUCCCUUUCCAUGGUGA